Microthlaspi erraticum is the source of this 1083-nucleotide messenger RNA. The record is from the annotation of a GenBank genome assembly. Lineage: Eukaryota; Viridiplantae; Streptophyta; Magnoliopsida; Brassicales; Brassicaceae.
AUGCCUACCUCCAAAAUCAUAGCAGCCGUUCUAUUCCUAAUAACUCUAGCUGUGUCUUGCAACGCGGCGGAAAACGCCACAACGCAACCGCUUGCCCCAGCAAUCCUAAUCUUUGGAGAGACAACCGUCGACACCGGAAACAACAACUACGACCCCAAGUCCAACUUCAAGGCAAAUCAUAUCCCUUACGGAGUCGAUCUCCCAGGGAAACUAGCGAGUGGAAGAUUCUCAAACGGAAAGCUCUUUUGUGACAUUGUUGCCUCCAAGCUUCACAUCAAAGACUUAGUUCCUCCUUUUCUACAACCGGAACUCUCUGACGCAGAAAUCGUCACCGGGGUCAGCUUCGCAUCUGCUGGUUCAGGCUAUGACGACCAAACCACUCGCACGACCAAAGCCAUACCCGUCUCAUACCAACCUACCAUGUUCAAGAAUUACAUUGCUCGCCUCAAAGGUAUCGUUGGGGACAAGAAAGCAAUGGAGAUCAUAAAUGGUGCCAUUGUGAUGAUCAGUGCGGGUACUAACGAUUUCAUCUUGAACUAUUAUGAUAUCCCCACUAGGCGUCUCGAGUAUCCUAAGAUAUCUGAUUACCAGGAUUUCGUGCUCAAGAGACUUGAGAACUUCGUCAAGGAGCUUUACAAUUUAGGGAGCAGAAAAAUAUCGGUGGGAGGGUUGUCGCCGAUAGGGUGCUUGCCUAUCCAAAUGACCUCAAAAAUCAGCAGGGGAGUAAUCAGAAAAUGCAUAGCAAGUCAGAACAAAGACGCAGUCUUGUACAAUGAUAAGCUUCAAAAGCUAUUGCCUGCUAUUGAAGCGUCUCUCCCAGGAAGCAGGAUCGUAUACGCAAAUGUCUACGAUCCCCUGAUGGACAUGUUCCAGAACCCUACUAAAUACGGGUUUACGGAAACGAAGAAAGGGUGUUGCGGGACAGGGCUUCUUGAGACGAGUGACUCGUGCAAUUCCCGUUCUAAGUUACGUUCCAAUCACUCUGAGUAUAUGUUCUUUGACUCUAUUCACCCUUCCCUCGCUACCUACAACCACCUCUCUGGUUCUAUCUACUCUUCCAUAUCCAAGCUUCUUGAUCAGUAA